AUGUUGGUGAAGAAAACGGUGAAGGCCGUAAUCCUCAUUGGGGGUCCCGCUAAAGGAACACGGUUUCGACCACUUUCGUUGGAAAUGCCAAAACCACUUUUUCCAAUUGCCGGAUAUCCCAUGAUUUAUCACCACAUCGAGGCAUUUUCAAAGAUACCCAACAUGAAAGAGAUAAUUAUCAUCGGAUUUUAUCAGCCGAAUGAAAUUCUCACUCGGCUCAUAAAUGACACAGAAAAGGAGUUCGGCAUUAGUAUCCGCUAUUUGCAGGAAUUUACCUCCCUCGGAACUGCGGGUGGAAUAUUCCAAUUUCGGGAUCAAAUAAGUGCCGGUGGUCUGGAUCUUCUUUUCGUCAUGAAUGCUGAUGUUUGUUGUGAUGCGCCACUGCAAGAAAUGGUCGACUUUCACGUCAGCCUUAAUUCUGUCGACAAAUUUGUAAUCCUCUCGACGGAGGCAACGCGCGAACAGUCCAUGGAAUUUGGGUGUCUUGUAGAGAAUCCAGAAACAAACGAGAUUACCCAUUACGUUGAGAAACCGGACACAUUUGUUAGUGUCCGUAUUAAUUGCGGAAUCUACUUAUUUACUCCCAGCAUUUUUAAAUUUAUUCGCGUGGCCUUUCUUGAACAUCAAGACCAGAAGUUCACCAAGCCUGGAGGGACUUGCAAAGAGAGUAUUCACCUGGAGACCGAGAUAUUUCAACCACUUGCUGGUAGUGGCACUCUCUACGCCUUCCACACGGAGAGAUUCUGGAGCCAAAUCAAACACCCUGGAGCGGUGAUUUAUGCAAACCGACAGAUGCUGGCCCUUUACCAUCGCACCCAUCCCCACCGCCUGGCAGUUCACAGGGACACUACUUCCACUAACGGCAACAUCGCUAUCGACACGACUGAUAUCACAACAGAGGCAUCAGGGGAUAAUGAGACAACAACGACGUCAAGCGCCCGCAUCCUCGGUGAUGUCUAUUUGCACCCUACGGCACGUGUUCAUCCCACCGCAGUCCUCGGUCCCAACGUGAGCGUUGGUGCGGGCGCCGUGAUCGGGGCCGGUGUGCGACUUCGUGAUACCAUCGUGCUGCGUAACGCCGAGAUUCACGCCAACGCUUGUUGUCUCAAUUGUGUGGUGGGUUGGAAUGCCGUCGUCGGUCGGUGGGCCCGUGUUGAAGGAACUGCACCGUUUGGUCCAAACCCCAACACGCCCUUUACCAAACUGGAGGUAGUACCGGUAUUCAAUGCCAAGGGUCAACUCAAUCCGUCCAUCACGGUUAUUGGCUCAAAUGUCGAUGUACCACCGGAGGUGAUUGUGCUCAAUUCAAUUGUACUUCCACACAAGGAGUUAUCACGAAGCGUCAAAAAUCAAAUAAUCCUAUAA
Hydatigera taeniaeformis is the source of this 1365-nucleotide messenger RNA. The record is from the annotation of a GenBank genome assembly. Lineage: Eukaryota; Metazoa; Platyhelminthes; Cestoda; Cyclophyllidea; Taeniidae.